UUUUUUUUUUUUUUGAAAAGUAGCAUCGUUCAAGCUUGAUUUAUCCGCAUACUCAGAGCAUCGUGGAUUACACACUUGUUGGAAACGUAAAAGCCGGCAUGCGGACUAAGAGAGAUUUAUCACAGCAGGAUUUGUAAAGGGUCGUUUUAACCAGGAUCUUGUUUUAACUCAUCGAAAUUUGUAAGGCGAAGUUUUUUUUUUUUCGCCACUUCUCACUUUGCAGCUGUCAGACUCGUUUGGCCUGGCAAGCUUUUAUGGACAGAGGCCUGGAGAAACUUCACUUAAUUUCAUGUGGCCGCAUGCUAACUCUGCAGCAUUUGUUUUAUCGCUUCUUUUCGCGUGAAUGUGAUCGGUUUGUAUGUUUUAAAAGAGCCCAUUCCCUUCCUAUCUCCUGAAGCUAAAUUAGCUUAGCGCAGUAACGUAUAAUCUGUUGCUACUGCUGCUGCUUUUUGUGUUUGCCAAGUUGUCAUGGACUAAUCCGACACCUCGUCCUGUUGUUGUUUUGUUUCGAAAAUGUGGCUUUUUGUCAUCUCUCGGUGUUGUAUACGAUUCAACGAGAGUGAUAUUAAGGCAGUAAGACACAAAACGUUGCUUUGAUCAAACCAGUGCUUAUUGCUUUGUGAGGGCAGAGGAAGUUAGCGAGUUAAUUUGCUAAUCUUCGCCAGUAACUCGCAUCUCCUCCACGCGUCUGAAUCAAGUUGGUCUGAUCAGUUAUGAACAUGUCUGCUGGAGAAAGUUUGACAGCUCGGUUCGAGAAGAUCGAUGCCAUGCUGAAGGAUCCCAGAUCAGAGGUCAACACAGACUGUUUGCUGGACAGUCUGGAUGCUCUGGUUUAUGACCUUGAUUUUCCAGCCCUGAGGAAAAACAAAAGCAUCGAUAACUUCUUAAAUAGAUAUAAGGACACAAUCAGCAAAAUUCGUGAGCUUCGUAUGAAAGCAGAGGACUAUGAAGUGGUAAAGGUCAUAGGACGAGGGGCAUUUGGAGAAGUACAGCUGGUGAGGCACAAAGCCACAAGGAAAGUGUACGCCAUGAAGCUGCUCAGCAAGUUUGAGAUGAUCAAGAGGUCGGACUCUGCUUUCUUCUGGGAAGAGAGGGAUAUUAUGGCCUUUGCCGACAGUAACUGGGUAGUACAGCUGUUUUAUGCAUUCCAGGACGACCGCUACCUCUACAUGGUGAUGGAGUAUAUGCCAGGCGGAGACCUGGUCAACCUAAUGAGCAACUACGAUGUGCCUGAGAAGUGGGCUCGUUUCUACACUGCUGAGGUUGUGCUGGCACUGGACUGCAUCCACUCUAUGGGCUUCAUUCACAGGGAUGUAAAGCCUGACAACAUGUUGCUAGACAAGGCAGGCCACUUGAAGCUGGCAGACUUUGGGACCUGCAUGAAAAUGAACAAGGAUGGAAUGGUACGAUGUGACACGGCAGUAGGAACUCCAGACUAUAUUUCUCCAGAGGUACUGAAGUCGCAGGGAGGAGACGGUUACUAUGGCCGAGAGUGUGACUGGUGGUCUGUAGGGGUCUUCCUGUAUGAGAUGCUUGUCGGUGACACGCCGUUCUAUGCUGACUCUCUGGUGGGCACCUACAGCAAGAUCAUGAAUCACAAGAAUGCCCUGACCUUCCCCGAUGACAGCGACAUCUCAAAGGAUGCAAAAAGCCUCAUCUGUGCUUUCCUCACAGACAGGGAGGUGCGGUUAGGACGCAAUGGAGUUGACGAAAUCAAGCGACAUAGUUUUUUCAAGAACGACCAGUGGGCAUGGGAGAACAUCAGAGACACGGCUGCUCCAGUGGUGCCGGAGUUAAGCAGUGAUGUAGACACAAGCAACUUUGACGACAUUGAGGAAGAUCGAGGGGAGGAGGAGACAUUCCCCAUUCCUAAAGCAUUUGUUGGCAACCAGCUUCCGUUCGUGGGCUUUACUUACUACCAGUUUCCUCGGGAACCAGCUAUAAAGACAAGUGACAAACGCAGCUCGACAAAGGAAGAUAAGAGUCAUUUGGAGAAUCUUCAGAAGAGAAUUUAUCAGCUAGAAGAACAACUUCACAGUGAGAUGCAGUUGAGAGAUGAGAUGGAGCAGAAGUGCAGGGCAUCCAAUACAAAGCUAGACAAGAUAAUGAAAGAGUUAGACGAGGAGAGUAACCUAAGGAAGAGUGUGGAGGCUAACAUGUCUUUACUGGAGAAAGACAAGAUCAUGAUCCAGCACAGAGCAACAGAACAACAGAGAAAGGCUGAACAGGAGGCUGAAAAACGAAGAAAUCUGGAGAAUGAGGUGUCUACUUUGAAGGAGCAGCUAGAAGACUUGAGGAAAAUGAGUCAAAACAAUGAAAAGGUCACCCAGCUGCAGAAUCAACUGAGGGAGUCCAACGACCUUCUGCGGGCUGAGUCUGACACGGUGGUGCGUUUGAGGAAGAGCCACACAGAGAUGGUGAAGUCCAUGAGCCAGCUGGAGAGCAUGAAUCGUGAGCUGCAGGAGAAGAGCCGCGCCGCAGAGAGUGUCAAACAACAGCUGGAAAAAGAGCUGCUCCAGCUCCAGACCACGCUAGACACAGAGAGACGGAGCUGCAGCCAGGGCUCAGAGGAGAUCAGAGAGCUGCAAGCUCGUAUCACAGGUCUACAGGAGGACAACAAGAACUUGAAGCACAGUCUGUCUAAAGUGGAGCUGGAGAGAAAACAAGUGCAGGACAGAUGUAACGUUUUAGAGAAGGAGAAGAACAGUCUAGAAAUCGACCUGAACUACAAGCUGAAGACUCUACAGCAGCGGCUGGACCAGGAAUCCACAGAGCAUCGCAUCACGAAGGCUCAACUCACAGACAAAUACGAGUCUAUCGAGGAGACCAAGUCAGCUGCUAUGCAUGCGGUGGAGCAGAAGGUGACGGAGGAGACCACGCUGCGGAUGCGAGCGGAGAGCAGGGUGGUGGAGGUGGAGAAGCAGUGCUCCAUGCUGGAGUUUGACCUCAAGCAGUCUGUACAGAAGAUGGAGCAGCUGAUGAAGCAGAAGGAGAGGCUGGAGGACGAGGUGAAGGAGCUGCGGGUGCAGUUGGAGCAGGAGUCCGGGAAGCGCGUGCUGGCCCAGAAUGAGCUGAAGAACUGGACGAUGGAGGCCGAGCGCCUGAAAGGAUCAGAGAAGCAGCUCAAACAGGAGAUCAACGCGGCCCUCGAGAACAAGCGCUCCGUUGAGUUCCAGCUGGCACAGCUCACCAAGCAGUACCGAGGAAACGAGGGUCAGAUGAGGGAACUUCAGGACCAGCUGGAGGCUGAGCAGUAUUUCUCAACACUCUAUAAAACUCAGGUGAAGGAGCUGAAGGAGGAGAUCGAGGAGAAGAAUCGACAAACUCAAGAGGCUCUCAGAAAAGUCCAGGACAUGUACUCAGAGAAGGAUUCGCUGUCUGCUCAGUUGGACCUGACCAUGACGAAGGCUGAGUCGGAACAGUUGGCGCGCGCGCUGCAGGAGGAACAGUAUUUUGAACUCUCUCAGGAGCACAAGAAAGCUGCCUCACGGUACAAACAGGAGAUCUCAGAGAAGGACUCGACCAUCACACAGCUUGAGGAAUCCAAUAAAACACUUACCAAAGAUGCGGAGAUCCUCAGUAAAGAGAAGGCAGAACUGAACGAGAGACUCCAAGCUCGAGAAGAAGAGUUUGCAGCAGAGAGGGAGGAGCUGGCAAGCACAAUAAAGGUCACUUACGAGAAGGCCCUUAAUAUAGAAAGAACUCUGAAGACCCAGGCGGUGAAUAAGCUGGCUGAGAUCAUGAACCGGAAGGACAUGAAGUUGGACCAGAAGAAGAGAGGCAGCACCACUGACCUGCGCAAGAAAGAGAAGGAGAACCGCAAACUGCAGCUGGAGCUCAACCAGGAGAAGGAGAAGUUCAACCACAUGGCCAUCAAGUACCAGAAGGAGCUGAACGAGAUGCAAGCGCAAUUGGCAGAGGAGUGCACGUAUCGCAACGAGUUGCAGAUGCAACUGGACAGUAAAGAGAGUGACAUUGAGCAGCUCAGAGAGAAACUCAAUGACUUGCAGCUCCGCGUGGACAACUCCAGCGUCACCAGCCUUCAGCCAGACGAGACGGACAGUAACAUCGCUGAAUCAAGGCUUGAAGGCUGGCUUGCGAUACCAAAUAGGGCUAAUAUAAAAAGAUACGGCUGGAAAAAGCAGUAUGUUGUGGUGAGCAGCAAAAAAAUUCUCUUUUACAAUGAUGAGCAAGACAAGGAGCAGUCCAACCCCUCUAUGGUACUAGAUAUCGACAAACUUUUCCAUGUGCGUCCUGUCACGCAAGGCGACGUUUAUCGAGCUGAGGCCGAUGAAAUUCCAAGAAUAUUCCAGAUCCUGUAUGCUAAUGAGGGUGAGUGCAGGAAGGAGGCGGACAUGGAGAGUGUUCCUCAGGGUGAUAAGACCAACUGCUUGCCCCACAAAGGCCAUGAGUUCAUCCCCACCCUCUAUCAUUUCCCCUCUAACUGCGAGGCUUGCUCCAAACCGCUGUGGCACGUGUUCAAGCCUCCGCCGGCCCUGGAGUGCCGCCGAUGCCACGUCAAGUGCCACAAGGACCAUCUGGACAAGAAGGAGGAUGUUAUCGCCCCUUGCAAAGUGAAUUACGAUGUGACAUCAGCUAGAGACAUGCUGCUCCUGGCCUUGUCCCAAGACGAGCAGAAGAAAUGGAUCGGCCAUCUCGGCAAGAAGAUUCCCAAGACCCCUCCAUCUACCUUCGCAAGGGCGUCUCCGCGCACGAUGUCCACUCGCUCCGUAGCAAACCAGUCCUUCCGCAAGAACCCCAAAAACAUGUCGGGCAAGCCAAGCAGGGCGCAGUCCUUUCUCCAAGCGGCAGACACAACAUCCAGUACAUGCUGACAGCAUCACACAGCCUCUCCAGAUCUUAGAUUUCUAACGGUGUAGUCGACUACCCCGUGUUUUUACAGUUGAGCUUAAUUGUGGUGACGCGUUCUUUGAAGGGGUGUGCUUUUCUGUUUACUGUGGGUUUUUGUUUACUAGAAUAGCAGGUUCUUUCCUUUACAAACUUAACCAAUUCUGGGCAAUUAAAAGGGAAUUUCCUUAAGCUGGACCCUACGGGCUUGGCUUGAAAACUUCAAAUUUCCCCUUCUUUUAAAAUUCUGUUAGAAAACCCACUCUUGAGCUCCCCCUGCUAAUGAAGUGGCAUUCAGUACAAAUGGGUCACAUGGAGCACAAAACCAGUCUCAAGUAGCAUGGGUAUAUUUGUAGCAACAAUACAUUAUAUGGGUCAAAAGUAUCGAUUUUUCUUUUAUGCCAAAAAUCAUAAUCGAUAUUAAGUAAAGAUCAUGUUCCAUGAAGAUAUUUUGUAAAUGUCCUACCGUAAAUAUAUCAAAACUUGAUUUUUGAUUAGUAAUAUGCAUUGCUAAGAACUUCAUUUGGACAACUUUAAAGGCGAUUUUCUCCAGAUUUUCAAAUGGUUGUAUCUCGGCCAAAUAUUGUCCUGUCAUAACCAUACAUCAAUGGAAAGCUUAUUUAUUCAGAUGUAUAAAUCUCAAUUUCAAAAAAUGUACCCUUAUGACUGGUUUUGUGGUCCAGGAUCACAAAUGCUCAAACACCAUCUUAUUUGUACUCAUGUUGGCAAAAGUAACACUUUAAGGGCCAGAUUUAUUAAACGGGACAAAUUAAUGUGAGAACGCAAUCCCAUAAAAGUUCCGAUAGGAGUGGAACGUUUUGCUGAUCUACUGACAAUGCUCAAAUUAAAGAUGCAGCCAGAUCAUUUCUAUAGUGACCAACACAAUCUACAAAGACCAGCACAAAUUAGCAACUAUCACAGCAAUGUUAAGUGCAGAAAGACAUGCUUUUUUGGGGCAUCAUAUGAUGGCGCAGAUACCAGUAAAUUGACUACCACAAGCCUUAGUAAAUCACGUUGCAUGAUUUAUUUAAAUACUCUCCUCCUUGUAAAUUUUGUGUCUGAAAAGGAAACUCCUACAUAUGCAUAAGCAAAUAAGGUCAGCCACAAAAAUUAUUGCCUACACAUUAUCAUCGCUAAUUUUCCUCUGUGUUUAGUAAAUCCUGGCAAGAGAGGGUUUGCACUGGUGCAAGCUGUUAGUAAAUCUGGCCCUAAUUCUAACAAGGAAAUGCAAAAGAUUUGACUCUUUGCAUUAGAAUAAUGCAAAAUGUCAAAUCUUUGAGUAAAUUGAGUAUUGAGUUAAGUAGGCAUUUUUUCCCCAUCUUUCUAUGAUGGUAACAAAACGUGAAUCACAGCAAACCUGACAAAGGAAGGACGUGUUUAAAUGUUGCAUGAAGAAAAUGAAGCUUAUUUUUAGGAUUGUUUGCAUUGUGACAUUAUUAAUACAGUAGGGCUGUGUUACAUACAUCACAUAUUCAGUAUCGGUACAGCUGUUUCUGUAUCGAUUAGGCAGCACAUGUACCUCACAAGAACAGUGUUUAAAUGAGUGAAAAAGUGCAAGGUUUCGAAUGCAUAGAAUAUAAUAUUUCUUUACAGAUCAUUUAAUCUGGCCUGCUAGUCAAUUAUCUAGAAUUUUUAUUUUUAUUUUUCAUUUUGCAUUAGUACUGGUAUAAAGUAACCAGCAGAUAUAUUGUGCUCAGGUCAUAUUCUGUGUAAAAUUAACUUUUAUUAAGUAACUUCCAGGCAUUUUGUGGUGCAAGGUUAUUUUUGUAAAGUAAAACUAAAACCAAGACAAAAACAAUUGAUCAAAAAACAUUUUUGUGAACUGAAAUAAAAUAAAAACAUUAAAAUAAGUGAAAAACUAACACGAAACUAACAACAGUUACUGAUAAACGAUAAAAACUUCUGCCUACAUCUUGUGAACAAUCUUUCUGGCUGUUUUGAACAAAUGUGCGUAAAACUACAUGCUUAUAAUUCUUCAUAAAUGAAAAGAACAUUUAAAUAUGCCUUUACUGUUAAAUGCCAUUGUCUCUCCUUAAACUCUGCCAUGUAUAUGUGGCCGUUGGUCCUUUAUAGAAGCAUUAAAAAUAAAACUUAUAGAAUAAAAUUAUUUAUAGGCCACAGAAAGCAAGCAACGAGCGCUCCUUAAGCUGUCAUUCACUUCAGCUUCAAAUUGAAUGUUGAGGCUCUGCCAUCAUUUAAAAAUGUAAAACUAUAUAAUAACCUUGUUGUGGUAAGGCAGUAUGUCCUUAAUUGUCAUGAAAAGUGCAUAAAUAUAUCUUAAUACCUAAAGGCUUCAUUUCCUUUAUGUAACACAUAAGUUGUAAUCGUUAUUACUUGUUGUUGUCACGGUUGUUUUGUCUUCUAUAGUUAAAUGUGAGCUGGACAAGCUUUUGUUAGAUUCACCCACAUUACCACAUAACUUGAGAUGUUUGCGUGAAAUUUGAUUUAUGAUUGUCUGUUUAACAUGAACCCUCAAGUAAGAAUAUGAUCCUAAACUUAAACUUUCUUACAAAUACUGGACAUUUUCUUUUUCUUCUUUC
This is a messenger RNA of Onychostoma macrolepis, 7388 nucleotides long. RefSeq names its product Rho-associated, coiled-coil containing protein kinase 1 (gene rock1). Gene Ontology annotation, biological process: actomyosin structure organization; peptidyl-threonine phosphorylation; mitotic cytokinesis. NCBI's taxonomy places the organism in Eukaryota, Metazoa, Chordata, Actinopteri, Cypriniformes, Cyprinidae. The transcript has 33 exons. The record is from RefSeq and is a predicted model, not a curated record. Gene Ontology annotation, cellular component: cytoskeleton; cytoplasm. Gene Ontology annotation, molecular function: Rho-dependent protein serine/threonine kinase activity; ATP binding; small GTPase binding. The coding region runs from base 714 to 4835 and encodes 1373 amino acids.